AUGAUAUUCCUGUCGGCUGGCUACGAGACUACUGCAGCCUUACUGACCUACGCAUCCUACCUCCUCGCCUCUAACCCCGAUUGCCAAGACAAACUCAUCGCCGAGAUCGAUGACAUCGCACCAAAACGCGACGACGUCGGCUAUACGACGAUCUCCAAGAUGCCCUACUUGGACCAAGUCGUAUGUGAGGUGCUCAGGAUAUAUCCACCGGGGAUUUUAAGUGAUCGGGAAUGCGGAGAGACGUGUACUUACAAGGGUUAUAAGAUUGAGAAGGGUCUGCAGAUCUGGAUACCAACCUUCACCAUUCAACGUGAUCCGACCCACUGGCCUGAUCCCCUCAAGUUUAAUCCCGAAAGAUUCACGAAGGCGAAUCGCGAGGGUCGUAACCCGUUCACCUGGUUGCCUUUCGGUGCAGGACCACGUAUCUGUAUCGGUAUGAGGUUCGCUCUCAUGGAAGCCAAGAUGGCGCUAGUCCGAUCCCUGCAAGUAGUUCGCUUCGAGAUUUCGCCCUUGACCAAGAUCCCACCAGAUGUCGGAAACACUUCGCUCCUGUCAAAGAAAAGCAGCUACACCCUCAAGAUUGUACAACGUCAUUGAGUACAAGCAGCAAAGCCAUACGUGGAGGGGUGCCUGCCUGGCAUACAUCAUAUUUCAUAGCUCAUCUAGUAAUAAUUACAGAAAUUAUUUAAAACAUAAUAUUAUAGGUGUCUUUUUGUUUGCUUGCACGCUUCGUUCACUCGCAAAAAUUAUGACCAUUAUUAUGUGGCCGAAAGUGUGUACAUGGUACUUGAUGAGCUUCAGAGUGAUGCACAAUUAAUAUUCUGUGAUGAAUUUGCGAUUGGGGUGAAGCGAAAUGUGUUAUUUCUGAAAAUAGGGCUGUCACGGUGACAGAAAAAGGUUGAAAAACGAAAUUAGGGUGACAGUUUGCUGUAAUAUCUUACAAUACGAAAC
Messenger RNA from Strongylocentrotus purpuratus (purple sea urchin), 951 nucleotides. Its product is annotated as cytochrome P450 3A6. NCBI's taxonomy places the organism in Eukaryota, Metazoa, Echinodermata, Echinoidea, Camarodonta, Strongylocentrotidae. Gene Ontology annotation, molecular function: steroid hydroxylase activity; iron ion binding; heme binding. The coding region runs from base 1 to 597 and encodes 198 amino acids. The transcript is spliced from 4 exons. The record is from RefSeq and is a predicted model, not a curated record.